Molecule: messenger RNA, 3006 nt
Organism: Melospiza melodia melodia
Lineage: Eukaryota; Metazoa; Chordata; Aves; Passeriformes; Passerellidae
Exons: 2
Coding region: 28-945 (305 amino acids)
Molecular function (GO): RNA-DNA hybrid ribonuclease activity; nucleic acid binding
Source: RefSeq, a predicted model, not a curated record
GCCAGGAAGCUCACGCUGGGCCAAAAGAUGACUGUGUUAGUAUCUCACACUGUGUCGGCUGUGCUGGAACAGAAAGGCAACCAUUGGUUGUCGCCUCCCAGAUUUUUAAAAUACCAGGCCAUCCUGGCUGAAUCAGACAACGUAACCAUUCAGGUAAUUAACACUGUGAACCCAGCUUCAUUUCUAGAAGGGAGAGCCCCAGCAGAACCCAUCGAACACGACUGCCUGGAAACAAUUGAAGCCGUCUACUCCAGUCACCCAGAUCUCAAAGAAGAGCCGCUCGAAGAUGCGGACAACUGGUUCUCGGAUGGCAGCAGCUUCGUGAAGCGAGUUGUAAGGAUGGCUGGCUGUGCAGUCACUACUGCAGAAAGGGUAAUUGAGUCAAACCCCUUGCCUGCAGGGACUUCAGCUCAAAAGGCAGAGCUGGUAGCUCUGACCCGAGCCCUGGAAUUGGCGGAGAACAUGCAAAUUAAUAUAUGGACAGACUCUAAAUAUGCCUUUUCCGUUGUACAUGCUCAUGGAGCAAUCUGGAAAGAAAGAGGACUGUUGACUACACAGAGAAGAAAAAAAAAAAAAAACAAAAAAAAACCAGUCAAACAUGCAGAGGAGGUUCUGCGAUUGCUAGAGGCGGUCCAACUCCCAGCACAAGUGGCCAUAAUGCAUUGUAAGGGACAUCUGAAAGGUAACACUAUUCCAGAAAUAGCGAACAGGAAGGCAGAUACAGAAGCUAAAUUGGCUGCCACAAGAACUAGGGAAGUGGAAAUAGUGGCCCUAAUACCAGGAGAGCUGGAUACCAAUAUCCAGCCAGAUUACCAGGAAUCAGAUCAUAGAUGGAUUCAAAGAAAUAAGGGCAAAAAUAUUAGAAAAUGGUUGAGGUCAAUUGGAAACAGGACAGUUAGUAGUACCAGGAAAUGUGAUGUGGCAGUUUGUAAAAGCAGAACAUGAGAAGGCCCACUGGGGUCUAAAUCCGCUUUACCAAUAUUUGCAAACUAGGAUAGCAGGACCGAAAUUAUUUACUACUGCAAAACACGUUACGUCCCAGUGUGAGCGGUGUCUGAAAAGCAACCCGAAUACGGGAACCAAGGUACACCAAGGAGCCAAGAAUCGAGGUAAAUUCCCAGAAUCUUUUAGGAGAACCCCUACAAGAAAAGUGGGAGGAACCUUUCCAAGUGCUGCUGACUACCUUCACUGCGGUUCGGAUCAAGGAGCAACCCACGUGGAUCCAUUAUUCGCGGGUCAAGAAAGCUCCGGAGAACAAACAAGAAAAGCAGACAUCAUAAUUCUGACUCCACCUCAAACCUUUACAACUCUGAUCAUUGAGUUCUCGAGGGACUCUCUGGAUACCUGCUGAAUGGGUGAAGCCUUACGUAUCUGGGAUGUCGGGUGGUGGGGUAGAAUAACAGCAGGAGAUGAAGGACGGCGACUGCUGAGAAAGCUUUUCUUUAAUGUACAGCAGGACCUCCAGCGUCUCGCGCAAUAUAGUGAACCAGCUGCCAGAGCCCUAACGAACCCACCGCAAGAUUAGAUAAACUGGGUUCUUACCACGCAAUUUAAUGAAUCCAAACCACUGAAUAGUACAACCUGUUGUGCUUGUAGUAAUAUGUUUUGCUGUGCUUCGGUUGCUCUAAAGUGUGCUGGGUGCGGGUAUACUUACUGGUAUGAUCAGGCACUUGUGUGGCAAAUUUGGUUUUGGAGGUCUCGUGGCCAAUGGGUAAGAGAACGUAGCUGGAUUAGAGCGUUAAGUAAAUUUACAGGUUUGUCAGGAAGAGAGGGACUUAAUUUGUAUGAGAGUGCAGAACAAAUAAUUACUGCUUUUGUGAGGUGGCGUUUGAAUCAUGAACUAAAGGGACUAGAAAUAAGGAGAAAUUCUCACAUUGUAGCUGCCCGGUGUAGACAACAAGUCCCACUGACCCAAACAUCUGUGGUAGGGCCCUUUGAGGGGGAUCCUGACCAAGCAUUGGAUCAGUGCAUCGAGAACCUUCAGAGAUUGAAGGUAGGAAAGUGGGGAACAGCAAAACUCAAAAGAAAGAAGGGAGAAAAGAAGUGAAAGCUACACGAGAUGCAUUUCAUUGCUGCUGUUAUAUUAUUGCUAGUGAGCUAAACAAUUGGGAUGUAGGGCCAAAAAUGGGCCAAAUAAAAUGGGCCAAAUAAAAGAAAGAAAUUUUAAACUUAUUAAUUACAGGUGUACAAAGUGUUAAUCAUGCCGUAUUACAAAAUAGAGCAGCUAUAGACUUUUGCUUUAGCGCAAGGCCAUGAUUGUGAAGAGUUCGAAAAAUGUGCUGCAUGGGAACGUGUUGCAUGAGUCUCUCUGAUCAUUCUGUUUUGAUUCACAGCAAGAUUAGGGACAUUCGAAGAAGACUCCACAAGUUGAAGGAAAAGAAGAGCUAAGAAUCGAUGAAUGGCUAAAAAGUUUUAAAAUUUGAAGAAAGAAUUCGUAAGUUAUAAGAAAAAGGGGGGAAUGAAACCCCAAAACAGAUAGCCUUCAAGAAAUAAUGAGUUAAAACGUAGAAUGUGAGGCAUUUGAAGAAAGCCUAGCAUUAGGAAACACAUAAAGCAAUAAAUCAGCUAAAGUAUGAAACACAAUGACAGGAAAGAGAGAUAGGUAUAGGAGAACUGAUGGGCUAAGCAUGUUCAGAGCCAGCAAUGUCAAACUGACCCUAAGAGAUUUGCCAAGCCAUAGGGACCGAGCCAAGUACACCGGGAAUUGACCAAAUUAGGAAAGAAGUUCAAAAGUUUAAGGAGGAAGACUCAUCAAGAGACCCCAGCCCAUGAUGAAGGCAACCGGAACGACCACCAAGAUGAUCCUCAAAAGAGGUGUCCCCGCCCACGCUCCGCCUACACCACGCCCCAUAUGAAUAUUCAUGCAAAGAUAUGAUUAUGUAUAUGAUCUGAUGUAAUUUUAUAUCCAAAAACUGUAUAAAAGGCCUGCCUUUGUUACGGGAAACUCAGAAAUCCAUUUUGUGAUUUCUCCGACGCAUCGCAAUAAAAUACCUCCUGCUUAUCUGA